AUGUCUUUCGAAGGCGCGAAUACGAUUACAUUUACUGCUAUUGCAAUUGUGCUUUCAGCUGUUUUCUGGAAGCUGAGCAAAAUUGGUCGCAGACCAAGUAGCUACCCCCCCGGACCACCUACACUGCCACUCAUCGGUAACCUACACCAAAUCCCCAAUCAGAAGCGACAUUUACAAUUUGAGAAAUGGGCUCAAGAGUAUGGACCGAUCUAUUCACUUAUGUUAGGGACCAAAGUCAUGAUUGUUCUCAACUCAGAUUUGGCUAUCAAAGACCUCGUAGAUAAGCGAGGUGCUAUUUACUCUUCUAGACCACAGGCAUAUAUCGCCCAGGAUAUUCUCAGCGGUGGACUAAGGAUUCUAUUCAUGGUACUUGAGUCAUCCACUCCGUUCUACUAUGUAAUUGACUGGCUAAUCAAAAUAUUCUAGCCAAAUUCCGACGUGUGGAAAAUGGCACGCAAAGUAUGUGAAUUUGUCUCAAUUUAUGUUUUGUGUGAUAUACUAUGUUAAGAUAUCAAACGAUUGAACUCUUGAAGCCUACAAGUUCUGGGAAGAUCGAACAGCAUAGCAUUUGCCACGCCUUACUCUCCCCCCUACAAGCUUCGAUUUAGCUGACAUACCAAUUCAGAUCGCACACCGAGUUCUCAACAUAUCUGCCGCAAGGACUUACGUCCCCUAUCAAGACUUAGAAAGCAAAGCAAUGCUACUUGGAUUUUUGAAUAGCCCCGGCGACUUCAUUAACCACCUGCGUCGAUAUUCAGCGUCCUUAACCACGCAGAUGACAUUUGGCUUUCGGACAACAAGCACACAAACGAAAGAAUUUAAGGAAGUGUUCGAUGUUAGUAUUGUAGAAAGUUGUGUUACAAUGAAAGAGCUCCUAACAAUCUUUGAAGAUUUUGGACCGAGGUUCCGAGCUCAGUGGUUCUCGUGUGAGUCCAAAAAACUAUUCCUAGAUGCAUCCCUUAUAGGUCUUCCGAAGUGAAGUAACAAAACUGAUCAAAACACUCUAGAUGGCCGCCUUUCUAGACCUUGUGCCAAUGUUAAGACAUAUACCUGAAUGUCUCCUGCCCAUCAAGAAAGAAGGGAGGGAGAUACACCGUCGAGAGUUGAGCCUUUUCCGGCGCCUCUAUCUUCAAGCAAAGCAGGGAUUAGUAGACGGCAGCGCCAAGGUACGAAAGCUCCUGAACAUGGCAAAAUGAAGCAUUCCUAACCUGUAACUAUAGCCAUGCAUCUGCGUUGAUCUUAUUAAGUUGCAGAAAGAGGAGGAAAUAUUUUCCGAUGACCUUGCCGCAUAUCUAGGCGGCUCAUUGCUGCAGGCUGGGUCUGAAACGACAUCAAGCAUACUAGUCGGUUUCAUUCAGGCAAUGACAAUUUUCCCCGACGUGGUGAAAUAUGCUCAAGAAGAACUCGAACGUGUUUGCGGCGAUAAACGUAUGCCCGAUCUGAAUGAUGUCCCUAACCUUCCCUACAUCCGAGCUUGUGCCAAGGAAAGUCUGAGAUGGAUGCCCGGAUUUACACUAGGGAUCCCACACUCCGUUACUCAAGAUGAUACGUAUAUGGGGUACCAGAUACCAUCGGGUUCAACGGUCAUCUUGAACGUCUGGUGUGUAAUUUCAGCAUACUUCUCUUUUGUUAGCCUUGAGGGGAAUAUUUUGCUAAUGGUUUAGGGCUGUGCAUAACGAUCCUAAGCGACAUCCCUACCCACGGCAGUUUGACCCCAUGAGGUAUAUUGGUGAUGAACAGACAUCGACAAAUGCAUCUAAUAACCCUGACGCUACUAAGAGAGAUCAUUUCGUUUUUGGUGCUGGAAGGCGAAAAUGCCAAGGCAUGCACAUCGCGGAUAGGUCUCUGUUUCUUGCAAUUGGACGUCUUCUCUGGGCUUUCAAUUUCGAGAGACUAUCGGACCCAGAAACUAACCAGGAGAUCAUACCGGAUAUGAAUGAUUUGGCGGAAGGUGUAAUGAUGCUUCCUAAGCCUUUUCGGACCAAGAUAACCCCUCGAAGCGCUGAGAAGGCUGAGUGCAUAAGAAAGGAAUGGGGCCAAAUGGAAGAGCUUCUUGAUGAGGUGGCCCAGUGGAAAGUGGUCCCAGAGGGAUUGGUUUGGGGAGAUGAGCAUAAUCUUGAGUGA
This is a messenger RNA of Hymenoscyphus albidus, 2124 nucleotides long. NCBI's taxonomy places the organism in Eukaryota, Fungi, Ascomycota, Leotiomycetes, Helotiales, Helotiaceae. The record is from the annotation of a GenBank genome assembly.